Molecule: messenger RNA, 1572 nt
Organism: Mugil cephalus (flathead mullet)
Lineage: Eukaryota; Metazoa; Chordata; Actinopteri; Mugiliformes; Mugilidae
Product: SLAM family member 5-like
Exons: 4
Coding region: 51-872 (273 amino acids)
Source: RefSeq, a predicted model, not a curated record
UUUGCUCUGAGGGAGCAGCUCGUGUACAUCCUUAAACUGGAUGUUUUGAAAUGGAACUUAAAUCUUUCUUAUUGGCUGUUUUUGUGAUAUAUUCAAGUCAAAUUCAAGGGUCCAGUGCUGUGACUGAUGUGUUUGUGAAGAGAGGAGAUGAUGUACUUCUGGAAGUCAUGGAUGAUGUUACAAAGGAAUUUGAUUUGUUUCUCUGGACAUUUGAUACAAGCAAUGUUUUAGUAAGAUAUUCACCUGGUGGAAAACCAAGAGUCUCUGAAGGUUACACUGGAAGGGUUGAGUUCUCUGUGGAAAAUUACUCAGUGAAAUUAAAGAAUCUACAAGAUGACGACAGUGGAGUUUAUACAGCACGAGUGACAGGAGAUAAAGACCAAACAAUAGCUAAAUACAUGGUCACAGUUCAAGGUCCAGUGUCUCCAGUUGAUCUGAAUCCAGACUCUGUGUCCAUCAGCUCAGACUCCUGUAACCUCACUGUGACCUGCAGCACAGAGGUCUCACACAUCAGCAGCACUUUCACAUGUGACACCAAAACCUGCUCUCAGGAGGGAGGAGACCAAUCAAAGGUCACCAACUCUGGUGCUUCCCUCCGUGUCCACCUGUUGAAUGACGCGAUCAUCUGUAACCAUAGCAACCAAGUCAGCUGGACUCAGAAGAAUAUGACACAGAUUCAGGAUCUCUGUCUCCUACAUGCUGGUCUCUCUGAUGGUGUCUCCAUCUUUGUGGUGAUGACAGUCGUGUUCUCUGUUGGUCUGAUCAUCAUGGUGUCUGUCGUCAUCAGUGUCCACCUCAUGGAGAAGAUCAGGAAACAAAAUAAACAGUUCUCCUCUAAUCAAAUGAACAUAGAGCUCAAUAUCUUACAGUGAACAUCUUAAAGUUGCCUGUGGAUUUUUUUCUCUUACAGCCAGUGGCGUCUUUCCACUAUUGAGCCACCAGAGGCGCUGCUGUGUAGGGAGGAUCACAGCAGUAUGUUAGAGAGAGUCUGGUCAACUAGAUACUUGAUGUUAAGUUCAAAGCUGAAGUUACUGCUUCAGAAGAAGUUUAUAUUUAAACUAAAUCAUAUAUUAACACAUAUAAGGAUUAAAUUCAAUUAUGUUGUGGUUUGUAGGCAGAUUUUAACCUGUAGUUGUGUUGAAUAGUUCCAUUUCACAUUCAAGCACAUUCCUCAUAAGCUUCAGAUAUCUGUUAAAUAAACUGAUCUAUACAUUUCAAAGAACAGAAAGAAUGAAGGAAUACGUUGUAAACACAACAAAAUGAUGAUCCUGAAUUGUUUAGAAAUGAAUUUACAGUAUAUGAAUGUGGGCUUGAAGCCAGUGCACUGUAAGAUAGCAGUAUGCUGCAGUAUUUACAUUUCAUGUUUUACAUAUUUUCAUUGUAUUUAAGAUAUUUAGUGUUUGUGUGUGUCAGUUUAUUUCACAGCUAAUUCUACUGCUGCAAAAGAACAUAUAGGACCCAGAACAGUCAGCACAUGCUGUUUUUUUCAGGUUUAUUUUGAUGGUUGUGUUUUAGUGCCAGAAGAAGGUUUACUUUCUUCAUUCAAGUGUCAUUAAAUGUUUUUGAAUCACA